UAAAGUGGGCGUGGAUGAGUUUGCUGAAUUUAUAAACGGUGGGAAUGAGCUUUAAUCCACAGAGACCUCAGAGAGCUCUAUGAAAGCAGCCUGGCGAUAAUCUAACACGUUUUCAUCGACCAACAACAACGACAAUGAGGGGAGUUUUGAUCAUUUGUUUGUUCUUUACAGCAGUUCAGUCUAUCAUAUGCGAAGCCAACAGGAUUGAUGUGAGUAAAAAUCAUGAAAACGACGCGGCGACCCACAGCUCUGCCAUAACAACAGGAGUGUGGAACCAGGAGAAACCAAAGAGACUCUUUGCCAGAACGCGCUGUUUGUCCCAGAGACAUCAUGUGGUGAGACCUAAGCCAAGACCUGAAGCACUUUCUCCCGUCCAGACUCCAGCCCGACGCUGCGGAGGUCUGAUGGAGAGCUGCUCUUCUGUCACUCACUGCUGUGACCCAUGUGCUUCUUGCCACUGCAGGCUUUUUAACACCAUCUGCCACUGCUGGAGACUGGGACACCUCUGCCUCAAGAAGACCUAG
Molecule: messenger RNA, 524 nt
Organism: Triplophysa rosa
Lineage: Eukaryota; Metazoa; Chordata; Actinopteri; Cypriniformes; Nemacheilidae
Gene: asip2b
Product: agouti signaling protein, nonagouti homolog (mouse) 2b
Exons: 3
Coding region: 135-524 (129 amino acids)
Biological process (GO): hormone-mediated signaling pathway; positive regulation of feeding behavior; neuropeptide signaling pathway
Cellular component (GO): extracellular region
Molecular function (GO): type 1 melanocortin receptor binding; neuropeptide hormone activity
Source: RefSeq, a predicted model, not a curated record